This is a messenger RNA of Drosophila ficusphila, 3183 nucleotides long. RefSeq names its product calsyntenin-1 (gene Cals). Gene Ontology annotation, molecular function: calcium ion binding; X11-like protein binding; kinesin binding. The transcript has 12 exons. Gene Ontology annotation, biological process: positive regulation of synaptic transmission; positive regulation of synapse assembly; homophilic cell-cell adhesion. NCBI's taxonomy places the organism in Eukaryota, Metazoa, Arthropoda, Insecta, Diptera, Drosophilidae. The record is from RefSeq and is a predicted model, not a curated record. Bases 183 to 3116 code for a protein of 977 amino acids. Gene Ontology annotation, cellular component: cell surface; postsynaptic membrane.
UUUCAGCAUUCAUAGUUUGUCCACAAUUAUUUAAAAAUGUCGGAUAAACAUAACCAGGAUAGUGAAAAAAAACUGUAGUUAACUCUAUAGUGUUUAUUAUAACGUAACUGGGCGCAUUUUUACUGUCAAAGAAAUAAAAAUAAUAUACAUCCUUCGCCUUUUAAAAAAUCGCGUCUGCAACCAUGACGGUAUAUAAACAUUUGGGCUGCACUUUCCUCGCAGUAGUUUUGCUUGCAAUGCUGGCUUCUGGAGUUCUAACCUCUAGUGAAAAUGAAGAUGAAUAUUUAACUCAAAAAGAAAUUAUAUUAGAAAAGUCGUACCAUGGGUUGAUUCGAGAAAAUGAAACACUUGUGGAAAUAACUCCGCUAAUUAAAGUGGAUGAAGAGAAAAUUUGUAACUUUCACAUUCUCAAAAAGCCAUAUCACGAAAUUCCAUUUGAGAUUGAAUUAGUCAAUAACCUAGGAAUUUUAAAAGCACGACGGACAUUAAAUUGCGAAAAGCGUAAAAGCUAUCACUUUGAAAUCGUUGCGGUGUAUUGCGAUGGAACCCCUUCAAACACAGCCAAUGUGCAUAUUACUGUGAUUGACAUAAAUGAGUAUGCACCAACAUUUUUAGAGCCGUCGUAUGUAACUGAAGUGGACGAGGGUCGUCUUUACAACGAGAUUUUGCGAGUAGAAGCAUCCGAUAAGGACUGUACUCCACUUUAUGGCGAUGUUUGCAAAUAUGAGAUACUUAAUAAUGAUGAACCGUUUUCAAUUGAUAACGAGGGCUCAAUCAAGAACACAGAACCUCUUUCCCACAAGGCCUCACAUAACCACAUCCUAUCCGUUGUUGCUUAUGACUGCGCAAUGAAAGAAUCUGCAGCAAUAAUGGUCAGCAUCAAGGUGCGUCGGGUGUGUGAAACAAAGUUUUUAAGUAUGCCAGAACGUAUCGAUUAUACCUCCGGUAGCACUGAAAGCCUACAAUUGUUUCCAAAUGCUCGUCUGGAUUUGUGCGAUAUUUCUUGCAAGAAUAAAGACCUAAGUAUUCAUGCAUCAAUAACACUUAAGACAAAACACAUCUCCUUCGGAUGCGAUCGGGACAUGACGAAUUGCACUUCAAGUAAAAAAAUGAAGGAUCUUUUGCCGCAUGGUGCAGAUUGGACUAAAGAGUUAAGUUAUGACGAAGGUACAGAAUCCAUUUUUCACUUCGAUGGGUCCACAGGAGUAGUGGUUCCAGACACUGUGGUUGACCAUUACGAUUUCUCAACUCGUGCUUUUAGUAUUCUUACAAUGUUUCGCCAUAAUAGUCAAGGUGUGGUUAAUAAACAUGUUAAGGAGCAUAUUAUCUGCAGUGCUGAUGACCACAAAAUGAACCGCCAUCAUAUGGCAUUGUUUGUUCGGAAUUGUCGACUUAUUCUUUUACUAAGAAAAAACUUCAAUGAAGGUGAUUUGAACAUAUUCAGUCCUGCUGAAUGGCGUUGGAAAAUCCCUGAAGUGUGCGACAACGAAUGGCACCAUUAUGUUCUUAACGUUGAAGACCCGGCUAAGGUAGAUUUAUUCAUUGAUGGCGUCCGUUUCGAGAGUUCCGUUGAGGAUCGCCACAGCAACCCAGAAGUAAUCGACGAUUGGCCCUUACACGCUGCGCAUGGAGUUAAUACAUCAUUAGCUAUCGGAGCUUGCUACCAAAGUUUGGAAAAUCGUUUAAAACAUGGUUUUAAUGGGGACAUUUCCGAGGUUAAAGUCAGCCUGAACGGUGUUUUGACUUCUGAAGACAUUAAAUGCGGAACCACCUGUGCUGAGCACUUAUUAUCACCUAAGCAAAUGCAAAGCCCAAAAAAGAGUUCGGAACCUGUAAACACUCAAAUCCAAGCAAACAUUCAAAUGAACGAAAUCUAUGUUGAAGCCAAAUCAAAACACGAUAUUGAACAAUUGAUGCGCAAAAUACAGUAUAUCAAUGUUAAACAUAACCCCACAGUAGGUCGUCGUAAUAUUGAAGUCCGUACAGCUCUAACGUGCGGAAAUGAAAGUUCUCUCCACCUGCCGCCAAUUGAGACCUAUAUUAUGGUUAACGAACCAAUGGUUUCACUGAGUACCAAUAUUGAUGCAGGAUCGACGUCGAUGGAAAACUUUGAUCAAAAUCGACAAUCAUAUUCCACUAAAAUAACAAUAUCUGGAACUUCAAAUAAAUUGGUAUCAUAUCAAGAAAUUAAAUUUGGCGUUCAUAUUUUGGAUAAUAUUUACAUUAACGCGCUAUCCAAAAACAGCGGAAAAAGGGAGGAGAAAAAUCAUAUGGACUCCUGCAGCGUUGUUGUGUUUCCCUCUUUAAAUCCGGACCAUGAAGACAUUCAAAUAGACGGCGAUGAUUCAUUAUCAUCUACAAUGGAUAUAAAGACAAAUAUAAAUAAAGAUGGUGUGGAAAUGAUAGGAAGGGACAACAUACACAAUUAUUUAAAUGUGUUACGAUCCCUUGUCUACAGUAAUAAGAAACCGGCUUAUUAUCUCAAUCGAGUUUUUAAGUUAUCUUGUGCUCAGCUUAGCUCAGAGUACAAAAGUGCGGAAUACACCCUUACACUCACUGUACUGCAUCCUAAACAGACGUUGUUUAAGUCUACAAAUUUGACACCUUCGUCGGCUUUAUCCAACCUCAACGGUGUUGGCAAUACCAACACGGAAACAAUUUAUCCCACGAAUGGUGGUUCAACAAACCAGAACGAAAAUCAGGCCACUGAUUCAAAGGUAUAUUCAUAUUCCUUAAUGCAUACAAACGAUGUGCAAGAACCGAAAUCUCACGUACGUUCGUUCGUACACAAAGCCGAAGGUUCUCACCUUACAAUGCUAAUAGUUAUUGUGAGUGUAUUUCUGGCUGUUUUGCUUUGCGGCGUAUCUAUUGCACGUUUAAAAAACAACCAAAAAUAUACUGAUCGUCACCAACCAUGUCCAAAAAUUGUUGAUGAUGGCCUAGUAUGGGAUGAUUCAGCUUUGACUAUAACUAUAAAUCCAUUGCAAGCAGAUGCAGCAUCUGAGGAUAGCUCGGAAUCAGAAAAUUCUGACUCGGAAGAUGAAGAAGCUUUAAAGGACGGCUUUGCUCACAUCAAUCAGCUUGAAUGGGAUAAUACCAACAUUUUUCAACAGUAAAUGUUUUAAAAAACUGGAACUAAUAUAUGUAAAUGUGCUUUUAAAAUAUAACCUACUAAAUCAACAA